Hyaloperonospora brassicae is the source of this 1662-nucleotide messenger RNA. The record is from the annotation of a GenBank genome assembly. NCBI's taxonomy places the organism in Eukaryota, Oomycota, Peronosporomycetes, Peronosporales, Peronosporaceae.
AUGUCCGUGCUCUGCCGAGGCCGUCGCUGCGCUGCGUCUCUCGCGCGCCACCCGCCACGUCCGCUCGCGCCCGCUCGUGCUCAUCUCCUCCGUCCCCUCUUCAAGUCGAAGCUGUCCACUUGGCCGCGUCUCGUCCCGCACCAAGCGCUGAAUCUCUACGCUCGCGCCCGCGCUCUCGCCCGCGCUCACGUCGCGUAUGAAGACUGGGGCCGACGCAACGCGCAGCUGCUGCGCGUCUAUCCCCGUGUAUUAGCCACGUCUCAAUCGUCUACAGCGGAGAAGGAGUCGCUGCUCGAGACACUGCGUCGCCUCCUGCGCGUCGCGCGGCAUUUCGCCAAAUUACUGGGACUUGCGCUGCCAUUGGCGCUGUUGGCUCCUCUGGCGGUCGCAGGCGGCAAAGUGCUGCCUGUGUUGACGACCCGAUGGUGGGAACUGGCGCUCUAUCUUGCUCAGUUCUCGUCACCUACGGUGAUGAAGUUCUUGCAGUGGGCGAGCACUCGUCGCGACAUGUUCCCCGCGUCGUUUUGUGACCGGUUUGAAGCGUUCCAUGAACACGCGCCCAUGCAUUCGUGGACCCAGACGCAAGAUGCAUUAAAAACAGCGUUUGGCGAAGCCUGGAUCGACGUGCUGGAGCUGGACGAACACGCGAUUGGCUCGGGCUGCAUUGCCCAGGUCUAUCGCGGUCGCAUCAAAGCGACGAACCAAGACGUGGCGGUGAAGGUGAUUCAUCCACAUGUCAAGGAACUAGUGGCAAUGGAUUUGCAACUAUUGCAUGGAUUUGUCACGAUGCUGGAGACCAUACCGACGCUGCAGUGGCUCGGCGGGAAGGAUAGUGUGACGGAGUUUGCGUCGCUCAUGGAACGUCAGCUGAACUUGCGUGUUGAAGGCGAAAACCUCGCGCUGUUCAGCAAACACUUUCGCAAUCGAAAGGGACUUCGAUUCCCUGUCCCGCUCAUGGACUACACGACGGAAAACGUGUUGGUCGAGAGUUUUGAAGACGGAUUGCACUUCAGUGAGAUUCUGUCGCAAAUGGAGCCACCGCGCCGGAAAGCAGUGGCGCGUGUCGUCCUCGAAGCAUACCUCCGUAUGGUAUUCUUGGACAAUUUUGCGCACGGGGAUCUGCACCCGGGCAACCUUUUGUUUGAUGAACAAAGUACGGGGGGAAACGCCCGCAGGUCACGCUCUGAAGCCAUGCGGAACGCGGGUGUCGUGGUCAUUGAUGCUGGGAUCGUGACGAAGCUAGAGCAACAAGAUUUGCGUAAUUUCGUAGAAUUGUUUUACGCAGUCGCAACAGGUAAUGGGUACAAAGCCGGCGAGCUCAUCGUGUCUCGCAGCAGGGGAAGUAGCGUGGGGCCAAACGGGGACCUAGUGCCAGCGAAGUGCAAGGACAUCGAGUCGUUUUGCACAGGGAUGGAAAAAAUUGUACACGAAGCAGUGAGCUGGCGGCUCAACUUGAAGAAUGUGCACGUCGGAGCCCUGCUCCGCCAAGUCAUGGAGCUCUGUUGUACCCACGAAGUGAAGCUUGAGGGCAAGUACGCGUCCAUUGUGAUUUCUAUCGCAGUCUUGGAAGCAAUUGGCAGAAAGCUGGAUCCGGACAUCGAUAUACUGGCCGUCGCGCUUCCGAUCAUUACGCAGUCACUCGUGAAGAACGUACUGAGUUGA